Messenger RNA from Cylicocyclus nassatus, 507 nucleotides. The record is from the annotation of a GenBank genome assembly. Lineage: Eukaryota; Metazoa; Nematoda; Chromadorea; Rhabditida; Strongylidae.
AUGUUCUAUACGCUCGUCCUUAUUUUGGUUGUGCUGCAAGUUGCUGCUGCGACGGCACCCAACAGAACAGCAGUUAUGGCUGACCUGCUAAAUCUCGACGGCUAUAGUGCCAGAGUUGCUGAGCUGAGAGCUUACAGAGAGUAUAAGUUGCAGAAAAAAGCUGCUAAGGAAUAUGCUAAGCAAAAAGAGAAAAAGAAAACUGAGUGUAAAUCUCCUACCAAUGGAACAUAUACAGUGAAGAUAGAAUGUCGAACGAAAAUUCGAAUUUCUGUUGUGGUGAAAUCCAAAGAAAAGCUGAGAAAACCCUAUACGAAUGGACCUGACCGUGUAAAACCACCAAGUGUGAAAGGUAAAGAUGUCGUUGAGUGCCGCAAUCCAUACUGCUGCGGAGAGUGCAGUAAAGACUUCAAAACGCAUACUGGAAAAUGGUACCAAUGCUACAGUCUCUGCGCUAAAAGUUAUCCCAAAGAAAAUAAAAAUUAUCGACAGGUCGCGGAAGCGGCAUAA